AUGCAAAAUUACCCUGCACUUAACAUGGCCAAUUGCCCAUAUUCAGAUUUCUUCACGCUGACGCCCCAAAUUUCACCUUCGCAUAAUCAUCUCAGUGAUUAUGAUCAUCAUCUUCACGACCCUGUUGCCUGCGUUGAUGUUUUCCUCAGCGACCCUUUUUACACCUCUUUCGUUCCAGGUGGUCUUGCCUGCAAUUCGGGGGGUGAAAUCGACGGCAGAGACGAAAUAAGCCAAGACUUUAUGGCCCAGAGCCAAAAGCGCGAGGAGCCCAUCGCCGGAGAUUGGAGGGGACACCACUCGCCGGCGCCGGAAAACGGGAAACAGAGUAAAAGAUCGAAUAUUGCUGCCGGUAAUCACGGGGCACGAGGCAAUUCCUGUUCCCAGAAGUUAUCGAGAAAGGCCAUCUCCCAGUACUUCUACAUGCCGAUAGCGAAUGCGGCGAAGGAGAUGAACGUCGGCGUCACCCUUUUGAAGAAAAGGUGCCGGGAGCUUGGGAUUCGCCGGUGGCCCCACCGGAAACUGAUGAGCCUGCAAACCCUGAUCAACAAUGUCCAGGAAAUGGGGAAAGAGGAUAACGGAGAAAUGAAUGAAGAAGCUAUCAAGAUUUUGAAGCAACAAAUGAGAGAGAUGGAAGAGGCUCCAGACAUGGAUUUGGAGAAGAUGACGAAGAGAUUAAGACAAGCAUGUUUCAAAGCUAAUUACAAGAAGAGAAAACUAGUGAAUAAUGCAGCAGCUUCUUCAGAAACUGCCCUUUAG
Molecule: messenger RNA, 756 nt
Organism: Striga hermonthica
Lineage: Eukaryota; Viridiplantae; Streptophyta; Magnoliopsida; Lamiales; Orobanchaceae
Source: the annotation of a GenBank genome assembly